AUGGGGGACACGAGGCCGAGGGGGUGGGAGGCGGGCGAGAGCUCGCGGGAUGCCAAAACUCCGCGGCUGGAGUUGCUGGCUACGACGGCGUUGGAGGAUCGGUGGGAGGAGUGGCCGGAGGUGACCGAGGACAACGAUCGGUGCAAUCACGUCCCAAAAGACAGUGCUCACAGGGAGAUUUUGGAUUCGUCAUUGCUAUCCGAUGACGCAGGGCAUUGCGCGGAUUGCCAGCGUUCGGAGGAGUCCGUGAAUAGCCGUAUCUUGGUGUGCCUGGACUGCGGCCGGCAAUCCUGCGGGGAAUUGGCGAGUUAUAUCCCAUAUGGGCACGCUCAGGCUCACGCCAAGCAGGAGCAGCAUUGGGUUGCUGCGAUGUUCGCCGAUCCACAAGCUGGAUUCUGCUUCAAGUGUGGAUCUGAAGUGGUUGUCUAUCCAGAGCAGGAGGAAAUGCCAGGCGAAAUUCAGACAGGCGGUCAUGCGUUUGGAAUUGAUGUGCACUCGGGUCUUGUCAGUGGGUUACUGAAUCUUGGAGACACAUGGCAUGGCCAUGAGUUCGGAUCAUCUAGUGUGCAAGGCUAUGCUAUCAGAGGGAUACCGAAUCGCGGCAGCACAUGCUACGUGAAUGCAAUAGUGCAGUGCCUCCUUGUGCUUGAUAAGCUGCAGGAAACUAUGUUAGGACCGGAUGCUCCGUCCGGUCACCUUGGCCUAGCACUAAUGGAGCUUUUUCUGGAGACAAGUGUGGCAGAUGAUGUGGGAGGCAUGCUGAACCCAGAUAAACUCUUGAGAAGCAUACGCUUACAUGCUGACAAGUUUGAACCCUAUAAAAUGCACGACAGCUAUGAACUGCUUGAUUCCUUGCGCAAUGCUUUGCAUAGGGAGGAAAAUGAAAUUGAGACUCCUAACAGGCAAAGAGGUGCUCCUACAGUAAUUGAUUCCAUUUUCAGGGGUGAACUCUCUUAUACACGGUCCUGCAUAUAUUGUGGAUCUAGUCAGGCUUCCCACGAUGAGAUCCGUGACCUCUCACUGGCACUGCCAUCAAAGGAGCAUCCAUCCAGAAGUGCUGCAGCACCACAAACAAGCUUGAGUCUCAAAUCUCAACCGAAUAAGGCUGCUACUCAAUUAAUUCCAGCAAAUGAGAAGAGUACAUCGGAAAAGAUCCAAUCAGUUGCCAAAAGCGGUGAUUCUGACCUUCUUGGUUCAGAGUUGAAAGAUGUUGCCGUGGAGAAAACACCUGAGCCUUUGGAAGUUGAUUCUUCUGAUGUGCAAUGUAUCUGGCAAAGCAAGGAUGUUAUACAGGAUCCUUUGCAGACUCGGGAGGAUAAAGUCUCAUGUUCGGAGCUUUCACAAGGGAUCAUUGAAGCACCACCAAAGUCUGUUAGUGUUGUUCCGGACAACUUGUAUAAUGUGAAAGUUGAGCAAUUGAUUGAGAUGACAACAGAUUCCCACAGUCCAGAAGAUAUGGGUCCACCUCCACUGGUUGCUCCACUAAGUGAAAAUGGUGCACCGAUGGCAUCAGGCAGCUGUGUAGAUCAAAAUGACAAUGCUGAUCCUGGUGAUAUCAUGAAUCAGCUGGUAGUUAGUGUACAAGCCAAGGAGAACACUUCAAUCGUACAAUUCACUGCAGAAAACAAAGCAAAUGCUCAGAGCAGAGAUGUCGUGUAUGAUAAGGAGGUAGAGGUUAGCAAUUCUAUACCAUCAAUUGAGGAUUGUCUAUCAUUGUUUUUUACAGAACAGACGGUAGAACGGAAUUGUGAUUAUUGUCCCAAGGUUCUUGAGGAGCCAAGUACCAAUCAAAGUGGAAAUGCUGAGAAGAUGGUGGCAAGUACCACUGAUAACACAGCAGCUGAUGGGAAUCAGACUGAACAGUCAGACAGGUUAGCAGACCAAACUGAGGAAUCUAUUGAACCAAACAGUUUGUCAGUAGAAUGCAAAUCUUCUUCAAAUAGGCAACCAGAUGAUUCUGAUGCAAAGAGUGAAAUUAUACAAACAGUGGAAGCAAAUGCGGAAGGAAUAAAUUCAGGGAUGAGUUAUGGCGAUAAAGAAAUUGAAUGCCAUGAAGGUAUUCAAGAAGCUGCAAGUAGUUGCCUUCCAGAUGAGAAACAGACCAAUCUGUUGGGCACUCAUCAUAGUGAAAAUCUUAGCACGCCAAAUCAGGACAGGAGGAAGCAAGUAGAGCUGGAUCUUAGUACAAGCCAGUUAGGAGACAACCAAAAUGAACAGAAAGAGAGGAGCGGAUGUUCUACUGAAACACCUCGUAUUACCAAGCUGCCACCUGUAUUAACUCUUCAUAUUAAGAGGUACAUCAAGGAUGGCUAUGACCAUCAUAAAAUUGAAACACAUGUGAGCUAUAAGGAGUAUCUUGAUGUAGGGAGAUUCAUGGACCCCAGGUACUGA
Molecule: messenger RNA, 2391 nt
Organism: Setaria italica (foxtail millet)
Lineage: Eukaryota; Viridiplantae; Streptophyta; Magnoliopsida; Poales; Poaceae
Product: ubiquitin carboxyl-terminal hydrolase 2-like
Exons: 2
Coding region: 1-2391 (796 amino acids)
Biological process (GO): protein deubiquitination
Cellular component (GO): nucleus; cytosol
Molecular function (GO): cysteine-type endopeptidase activity; cysteine-type deubiquitinase activity; zinc ion binding
Source: RefSeq, a predicted model, not a curated record